AUGGAUUGUCUCAUUCGUCAGGCUCGCAAAGAAGUAGCCAAUCCGCGUCGGAUCGCCUUCAAUAUCCUAUGGUACGGAGGCCACGCAGCGCUAUUCGCCGUCGGCUGGGUCGAACAGAAGAACAACCCCCGCCUUGCUGCACUGAACGGUCUCAAAGCUUCCGUCUGGUUCUCACGCGGUGCAGGACUAUGUCUUGCUGCCGAUGGUGCUCUGCUUCUGCUGCCUCUACUGCGAAAUGCGAUUCGUUACUUGCGACCUCGAUUGGCUUGGCUCAUGCCGCUCGAUGAGGGCACCUGGUUUCAUCGUCAGACUGCCUACUCGCUGCUCUUCUUUACUAUCGUCCAUGUUACGGCGCAUUAUAUCAAUUUCUAUGGCGUAGAGAUCACCCAAGUCCGACCUCAGGCGGCUUGGCAAAUUCACUAUGACUCGCCGGCUGGCAUUACUGGACAUGUCAUGCUGCUCCUUAUGCUGCUUAUGUACACAACUGCCCAUCAUAGCAUGCGAAAGCAGUGCUUCGAAGCCUUUUGGUACACGCAUCAUCUCGCGUUCUUCUUCAUGCUUGGUCUUUACACACACGCAACGGGAUGUUUCGUUCGAGGUUCACUGCCCGGCGAGCCUGUGCAGUGUCUCGGCUACAACUCUUGGCGAGUGACCAUCAUUGGAGGCAUCCUCUACUUUUGCGAGAGGGUCUGGCGAGAGAUUCGCUCAAGACGACGAACACGCAUCGUUGGAGUGCUCAUGCAUCCUUCCGGCACGAUGGAAAUCAGGUUCAAGAAAUCGUCAAUGAGCUAUCGCGCUGGCCAAUGGUGCUUUCUCUGCAUCCCCGAAGUCUCCCGCCUCCAAUGGCAUCCAUUCACAAUCAGUAGCGCACCCGAUGAUCCUUUCAUCUCUGUUCACGUGCGACAAGUUGGCGAUUGGACGCAAGCGGUGGGUACGCGGCUCGGUUGCACAGCCAUUGCAACGAGCAAAACCGAGAAGAAGCUAGCAGCCAGACCUAGCGUUUUCGAGCCGGUUACGAUGCCACACGGCUUCGUCAUGCCUUAUCUGAAAGUCGAUGGAGCCUAUGGCGCUCCAGCAGAGGAUGUAUUCAAGUACGAAGUGGCCGUACUGGUCGGUGCAGGCAUCGGCGUGACACCUUUUGCUUCUGUGCUCAAGGAUAUCUCGAACCAGCGAAAACGAGGCACACUCAAACAUUUGCGUCGAGUCGAGUUCAUCUGGCUCUGUCGCGAGGCGGAAAGCUUCGAGUGGUUCCAAGCACUCCUCAGUACGAUCGAGGACGAAUCGAUCGACUUUCUUCGUAUAUCUAUCUACAUGACUGGCCGCUUGCCUACUGAAGAUCUAUGGAACGUUGUCAUAAAUACAGCUGGUCAGGAAUUCGAUGCUUUGACAAAGUUACGCAGUCGGACAUACUUUGGUCGACCAGCAUUCGGACAGAUCUUUGAGAACUUGCGAAGAUCUGUCAGAUCUGGCCAGUAUUUGCCGGGCGCAGAAGUCUCCCUUUUGACCCGUGUGGGCGUUUUCUUUUGCGGCUCGUCAGGCAUGGCGAAAGUGCUGCAGAGCGAGACCAGAAAGGCGUCAGGCAAGUCGGUCCGCUUUACGCUGCACAAAGAGCAUUUCUAG
Messenger RNA from Mixia osmundae IAM 14324, 1620 nucleotides. RefSeq lists its product as uncharacterized. Bases 1 to 1620 code for a protein of 539 amino acids. Gene Ontology annotation, biological process: superoxide anion generation; defense response. Gene Ontology annotation, cellular component: plasma membrane; NADPH oxidase complex. The transcript has 7 exons. NCBI's taxonomy places the organism in Eukaryota, Fungi, Basidiomycota, Mixiomycetes, Mixiales, Mixiaceae. Gene Ontology annotation, molecular function: superoxide-generating NAD(P)H oxidase activity. The record is from RefSeq and is a predicted model, not a curated record.